AUGGCCUCCAUGUCGCAUUUAAUUGCUAAGCCAGCUCCAGCUGCCACCUUUCCUCUAUCCUCUCCGAGAACGAGCUCCGGCUUUAGGCCUCGCCGCGUUACCGUCCAGCGCGUCUCGUGCGCAUCGCCCAGAGGCGGCGAACGCUCAGAGCAAGAGGCCCAAAAGCACGACCGCCGCGAUGUCCUCCUGGGCCUCGGCGCGCUCGGUGCCAAUGCCACCGCCACCCUGAUGUCCGCGCGCCGCGCCGGCGCCAACCCCAUCGCCACGCCCGACAUCUCUUCCUGCGGCCCGGCGGACCUUCCGCCGAGCGCCAACGUGCUGACGUGCUGCCCGCCGCCCUCGAACGCGCUGCCAGUGGACUUCACCCUCCCCGACGCCACGACCUUGCCGCUCCGGACGCGCCCAGCCGCGCACUCGGUCACCGCGGACUACGUCGCCAAGUUCAACGCCGGGAUCGCCGCGAUGAAGGCGCUCCCGGCGGACGACCCGCGUAGCUUCGCGGCGCAGGCGAGCGUGCACUGCGCCUACUGCGACGGGUCGUACAGCCCCGAGGGGUUCCCCGGCGUGGAGCUCCAGGUGCACAACUCGUGGCUGUUUUUCCCCUUCCACCGGUGCUACCUCUACUUCUUCGAGCGCAUCCUGGGCAGCCUGAUCGGCGACCCCAGCUUCGCCGUACCGUUCUGGAACUGGGAUGCGCCGGACGGGAUGCGCAUGCCGGCCAUGUACGCGGAUCCGUCGUCCCAGCUGUUCGAUCCGCGGCGUGACGGCCGGCACGCGCCGCCGAGGCUGAUCAAUCUCGACUACAACGGGAGGGAGCCGAGGUUCACUGACAAACAACAGGUUGAUCACAACCUCAGGGUCAUGUACCGUCAGAUGGUAUCGCUGAGCCCGACGCCGUCGCUCUUCUUCGGCAGCGCGUACCGCGCCGGCGACGAGCCAAACCAGGGGCCAGGGCCGGUGGAGAACAUCCCGCAUGGCCCGGUGCACAUCUGGUGCGGCGACCCGAACCAGCCGGACGGCGAGGACAUGGGCAACUUCUACUCGGCCGGGUUCGACCCGCUCUUCUACGCGCACCACGCCAACAUCGACCGCAUGUGGUCCGUCUGGAAGGGGCUCGACGCCCGGAGCCACACGGAUCUCACCGACCCAGACUGGCUAGACGCCUCCUUCCUCUUGUACGACGAGACCUCCAAGCUCGUGCGCAUCCGCGCGACGAGCGUGACGGUGAAGAGGCCGGUCGCGGUACAGAGGAGCAAGGCGGAGAAGGCGUCCAAGGAGGAGGUGCUCGUCAUCGACGGCAUCGAGGUGGACAGGGAUGUGGCCGCCAAGUUCGACGUGUUCGUAAACACCGAGGACCACGCCGCGGUGGGAUCGGGCGGGAGGGAGCUCGCGGGGAGCUUCGUGAACGUGCCGCACGGGCAUGGCCACGGGCACGGGCACGGGAAGAAGGGGAGAGGGAUCAAGACCAAGCUGCGGCUCGCGUUGAACGAGCAGCUCGAGGACCUCAAGGCCGAAGGCGACGAGAGCGUGGUGGUGACCCUCGUGCCGCGGCAAGGCAAGGGUAAGGUCAAGGUCGGGGGCGUCAAGAUUGAGCUGAUGCAUUGA
This is a messenger RNA of Miscanthus lutarioriparius, 1605 nucleotides long. The record is from the annotation of a GenBank genome assembly. Lineage: Eukaryota; Viridiplantae; Streptophyta; Magnoliopsida; Poales; Poaceae.